Klebsormidium nitens is the source of this 870-nucleotide messenger RNA. Lineage: Eukaryota; Viridiplantae; Streptophyta; Klebsormidiophyceae; Klebsormidiales; Klebsormidiaceae. The record is from the annotation of a GenBank genome assembly.
CUGGAUAAUAACGUCCUACCACUGCCAGCGAAUACCAUCUGCAAUUCACAGAGCUGAGAGAACCGUAACGCAGCAAAAUCCAGGACCAAGUGGAAUUAGCAAUUUUGCUGGCGGCUACUGUAUGAUAUGGCCACCUGUUCUCACAGCUGCAGACCUCUCAUCUGGGUUGGUGAAUGGUGCAGGGCGCAGGACCCUACCCGUCGUCCAGUCUUGGGCCUAAAUGCUGAUUGGCAAGAAUGCAGGAGAAGAAAGAAUGCAGAAAAUUGUCAUGGGCGCCAUCAGCAGCACUAUGCUCGCCGCAGCUCUGCUGCCUGCCGAGCAGGCGGAGAGCCAGGGCCGGCGAGCAGCGACAGCCGGAGCAGUAAUGCAGACACAUCAUUACAAAGUUUAGAACAACUGCUUCGACCCAAGCAAGAAGGGGCGGGCGCAGAAAGCAGGAGAGGCGUGGAUGCACAGUCAGCAGGUGCAAGGAGUGCCAAAGACAGCAAUGUGGAGGAAGUUACAGCUCCGUUGCUCUCUCAAAAAGGGGCAGUGAAAGGAACAGCAGCAGCGCCGACCCCCUCGAUAACUCUCCAACAACAAUUGGACCGUGCAUAUGAGGAAGCCAGACGACCGCAAACAAAAACUCCUGCUCAACUUCGAAUUCAAAAGCGACGAGAAUAUAUGGCAAAAGUUGGUAAAAGGAAUGAUUCGCCGUUCUUUGCACUGGUUGGUGCACUGGUUUUGGUUCCUCCACUUGUCAUUUUGGGGUUUGCAGUUGCAACAGGCUAUGUGGAUCUCUUCAAGAAUUGACUCGAAGCUUUAAACUUUGGGCCCUAAGCUUGUACUUGCAUGCUUGACCCAUGCACCACAUGAAUCCCCUCCCUCAUC